Messenger RNA from Acanthamoeba castellanii str. Neff, 714 nucleotides. RefSeq lists its product as uncharacterized. Gene Ontology annotation, biological process: vacuolar proton-transporting V-type ATPase complex assembly. The record is from RefSeq and is a predicted model, not a curated record. Gene Ontology annotation, cellular component: endomembrane system. The coding region runs from base 1 to 714 and encodes 237 amino acids. Lineage: Eukaryota; Discosea; Longamoebia; Acanthamoebidae. The transcript is spliced from 5 exons.
AUGAGCUCAGAGACCACAACGACGGCGCCAUCGGAUCAGCUGCGAUUCGUGGUUACGCCGCGCAUCCGCAAGGCCCUGGCACUGGCGACAGCCCAGAUGGAUAAAAAGGCCGUUUUAUCCGCAACGAAGGAGACAAGGGAGGCCCUACACAAGCUGCACAAGGACAAAAGUGCUAACGAGGUGCCUCUCGGGCUCUUGCGCCAGCUCUCCCGGGUGCUCCUCCAAAUCAAGGCGAGCAGUAAUGACGGGUCCGAUCAGAAAUCGAGGGCUGCCGUGACGCCAGAGCAGGAGGCGCUGUUCAACAGAUUGCAGAUUGAGCUCGACAACAAACGAUAUGCCAAGCACGUCUUCCUCCUCUUCAUUUACUUCAUGGUGAAGAAUGUUGUGGCGACGAAGGACAUGACGCAGGGCAAGCGAAAGAACGAGUUCCGUGAAGCCAUGCAUCAGGCAUCGCUCGGCAUUGACAUGAUUGUGAUGAUCGUUGUGGGCUUCAUUGCGGGCUACUUCGUGCCGGGCGUGAUCGGAGGAACGUUGCUGGGAGUUGCGAUCAUGCUGGUGGAGAUGGUGUUGAUCGUCAUCCGAGGCUCGCGCAUCGAAGAACAAGAGGCCGAGAAGGAGAAGACCAAGUUCAAGCCCAAGUCCAAGAAGAAGGCCAAGCUGUCGUCGGCCAUCUCCGUCGAGACCAUCACCGACGACGCCAAGAAGCGAAAAUAG